Molecule: messenger RNA, 1110 nt
Organism: Cornus florida
Lineage: Eukaryota; Viridiplantae; Streptophyta; Magnoliopsida; Cornales; Cornaceae
Product: receptor like protein 22-like
Exons: 5
Coding region: 1-1110 (369 amino acids)
Source: RefSeq, a predicted model, not a curated record
AUGAUAAUCACCAGCAAUGAUCUUGCGAGUAUCUAUACACUCAAAAUAUUUCUCAGUCAUCACUUUUAUAUGAAGGAUCUUGGGCGCCUCCACUAUUUCCUAGGCUUGGAGAUUCUCUUUGAUUCGGAUGGCUAUUAUCUCUCCCAAGUAAAGUAUUCUUUUGACAUUCUUGCUUGUGCUGGUAUCACUGAUUGCAAGAUAGCUCCUACUCCACUUGAGACCAAUGUUAAGCUCACUCCUCUAGAUGGUACACUCCUCAGUGAUGCCACAUUGUAUCACAGUCUGGUAUAUCUCAUUGUUACUCGACCUGACAUCGCCUAUGUUGUGCAUCUUGCAGGUGAUCUAAUUGACCGACGUUCUACUACUGGCUUCUGCUUCUUUCUUGAUAUGGGUAUUUCUCAUUCCAAUGGCAAUAUUCUCUAUUGUGAUAAUCAGAGUGCUAUUUACAUUGCUCAUAAUAAUAUCUUCCACGAAUGCACCAAACAUAUUGAAAUUGAUUAUCAUGUUGUGCGUCAACAAGUUGCUCAGAGAACCGUUCACCUCGACCUGUCUUACCUUUCCGUGAUGGAGAAAAAUUGCUAUCUUGUUUAUGUUACAUUUACAUUGUUGGUGCACGUCUACUCUCUCAUGGCUUGCUUAGCUGAAACCAACAUCGCCACUGAUCAAUCUGCGCUUUUUACACUGAAAUCCCACAUCAACAGCGACCCUCAUAACACUCGCCGCCACCAUAGAGUUGCAAUCUUAAACCUUUCUUACAUAGGCCUAAGAGGCACCAUCCCUCCAUACAUUGGAAACCUCUCAUUCUUACCAUCCCUCGACAUUCGAAACAAUAGUUUUUAUGGCGAUAUCCCUAAAAAGAUAGGCCAUUUGCAUAGACUAAAAGACAUCAUUCUCCCUUUCAACGACUUUACAGGAAAUCUUCCUGAAGAAAUAGGCAAGCUUGCUAAUCUAGGGUUUUUGGAUGUGGUGUCGAACCGACUCUCAGGCUCCAUACCUGCUUCCAUUUUCAACAUCUCCUCGCUGGGAAUUAUUGACCUCACUAUAGUCUGUCCGGUAAUCUUCCGGCAGAUAUGUGCUACCGUCUUCCAAAAUUCUAUUGGCUUGCUCUAG